Anopheles coluzzii is the source of this 1745-nucleotide messenger RNA. RefSeq lists its product as uncharacterized. The record is from RefSeq and is a predicted model, not a curated record. The transcript is spliced from 2 exons. Gene Ontology annotation, molecular function: DNA-binding transcription factor activity, RNA polymerase II-specific; RNA polymerase II cis-regulatory region sequence-specific DNA binding. Bases 76 to 1239 code for a protein of 387 amino acids. NCBI's taxonomy places the organism in Eukaryota, Metazoa, Arthropoda, Insecta, Diptera, Culicidae. Gene Ontology annotation, cellular component: nucleus. Gene Ontology annotation, biological process: regulation of transcription by RNA polymerase II.
AGUGCCUGCUGUUCCGGUACGAAGCAGUAUUAGGUUGCGAGCUGCGAGCCCCUCUCUCCCCUCUCCCGCCCCACGAUGGAUAAUUUCGAGCGCAUACUGGUCGAUGUCGACUGCAGCCGGUACGAGGAGGACGCCUUUUCGCUGCUGGACAAAUCGCGCGACGUCAACAUUGUGCGCGACCUGCGCUCCUCCACCGUGUCCGCGUUUGAUCAAACGAGCUUCCCCCAGCUGAACAUCUCCUCCCGGACGCAGCUCAAGCAGCAGCUGUUUCGCGAGCAGAUCAAAAACAGCGAGACGGGCCCGCGGUCGAUGGUUACCUCGCCCGGGCCGCCCGUCCUGUCCGUCCGGCUGCCGCUCGAAAACAUCGACAUCGAGCUGCCGAAGAAGGUGCUGCAGGUGGAGACGCGGCUCGAAAACCCGACCCGCUACCACGUGAUCCAGAAGCAGAAGACGCAGGUGCGCGAGUACGUGACCGCCGCCCUCAAGCUCACCAAGCAGAACCUGGUGCGGGAGUCGUGCCGGCACACGCGGCUCAUGAUACUGGGUCGGCUGUACGAUUCGUUCAUCAGUACGAAGCCGGCGAGCGCGGGCAGCGGUGGUGCCGGUCCGCAGGCUGCCCCAGUGCCCGGAGCGGGCGGUGGUGCCACUCCCGCCAACGGGGUCCCGCUCGGCCCAACCGCCGUCCCGAACGGACCGGGCAAGGCAAUGAGCAGCAUGGUGGUCGGUGGUGCGCCGGCGAUGACCGCCGGUUCCGCCCAGUCGUCCGGUACGCCCUCCGCCACGCCCACGAUCGAGCAGCAGCAGGAGUGGCGGCUGGAGAUGAAGCUGUCCUGCCGGUUCGGCAACAAGCUGUACCAAACGUUCGUGGACGAGUUCGACUACGUGCGCGACCUGCUCGGGCUGAUCCGGUUCGAGAUACCGAAGUGGGUGUUCGUGGUGUCGGAGUUUGAGGACGAGAUAUCGUCGUACGAGUGCAACCGGGCGGCCCGGGCGGCACAGCAGGCGGCGGUCGCUGCCGUCGCCGCCGAUCAGGAGUUCCUGGUGCGGCCCGGUCUGGCCGGCGAGAAGGGCUCCAAGCACGAGAAGUUCAUCGAGCCGGAGGUGCGCGAUCGGAUCAAGAAGGACAAUCACAACUGCAGUAGGUAUUUGUGGCGCGCCACGGGGACCACGGGUGGUCCACGGCGCUAUCGAACCGUCUGGGAGCAUUGUACGGGGGUUUUGCCGGACUGCUGCUGCUAACGUAUCUGUGCCAGGCAGGGUGUGUCGUGCCGUAAGCCGGCACGUGCCUCUGCCAUUUGAAGCUAAUGUGAUGAUCGAAACGGUUGUGCAGGUUUUUCGUUUGCCUGCCAAGAGCUCAUCCAGAGCCUGUUCAUAUUGUGUAUGUAAUCCUGUUUUUUUGUGUUUAAAUUAUUCUUACCAAACAUUAUCACCUAAUGCUUGUAGCGGCCGGCAGAAAAUUUCUUUCCCCGGCAAGCGGUGCGCCUCUUUUUUGUUUUCCUUUCAUUUUCCCAUUUCUCUUGAGGUGGCAAAAGGGGCGGUCGUCACUACCGCGGGUCGUCUCCAUCUUCCAGCGCCAGCGCACGCUUUCCUCCAGAACCAGUGUGUGUCUGACCCGCGGCCCGGGUUCGUCGUAGCGGUCGCUAUUCAACCCCAAACUCCAUCAGCCGCGAUAUCGUUUCCUGUAAAUGGUUACAACAACCAGCACUCGCUCUAUAUGGAUAAAGAUAACCUCAAAGCAAACAAAA